AUGGCAGCAACCACAUUGCUUUUCCUCUUCCUCUUCCUCCUCUCCUCAGUCAUCGGGAUCACAUCUCAAUCUCUGCUCGAUUCGGGCGCGAACUUCUCAUGCUCAAAUGAACCCCCUUGUGAGACAUACCUGGCCUACUUCGCACAACUCCCCAACUUUGCGAGUUUCGGGAACAUAUCGGACCUAUUCGGGGUAAGCCGCCUCGAUAUCAUGCGGUCGAGCAACCUCGCUUCCAAGGAGGACACCCUCGCCCCGGGGCAGCUCCUCCUUGUCCCAGUGACUUGUGGGUGCAAUGGGACCCCCUACUUCUCGAAUGUGACGUAUGACAUCAAGAAGGACGACAACUACUACCUGGUGUCAGUUGGCGCUUUCGAGAACCUCACCAAUUGGCACGUCGUGGAGGACAUGAACCCCAAACUAAAUCCGAAUUUCCUCGCUGUUGGGACAAAAGUUGUGUUUCCUCUGUUCUGUAAGUGCCCUUCGAAGUCUCUCCGGGUGACAGGAAUUAACUACCUGAUAACUUAUGUUUGGCAGCCUGGUGACACUGUCCUGUCCGUAGCUAACAAGUUUAAUGCAACACCGGACGAUAUACUUUCCGAAAAUGGUAACUACCGGAAUAAUUUCACUCUUGCCGUGUACCAGCCUGUGCUGAUCCCCGUGUCUGAGUUUCCCAUGCUGUCUCAACUGUACGACCCGCCCCUAAAGAAACAUACAUCCAGUCGUGCCAGAAGUACUCUUACCAUUGCAAUCUCUUCCGGAAUUGCUGUUUGUAUUCUCCUUGGAGUUUCCUUAUCUCUGUAUAUCUACCGUUUGAGACCCCGGAGAGGCAAGAGUUUGGAAAGGAAAGGUUCGUCCUUGGAAACAUCCGACUUGAUUCAAAUGAAAGACUUCUCAAAGUUUGAGAACUUCAGCCUGAAGAUUGUCCAAGACAAGUUGCUCCCUGGUAUUUCAGGAUAUCUCGGGAAACCGACGGUUUAUGAAAAGAAAGCAAUCAUGGAGGCUACAAUGAAUCUUGGGGAGCACUGCAGAUUAGGAAAAUCGGUUUACCGGGCCUUCAUCGAUGGGCAGUUGCUAGCAGUGAAGAGGAUCAAGGACGAAAUCGGCGAAGAAUUGAAGAUUCUGCAGAGAGUAAACCAUGCGAAUUUAGUCAAAUUGGUUGGAGUCUCACUGCCUGAAGAGGGGAAUGAUUUCUUCUUCUUGGUUUAUGAAUAUGCCGAGAAUGGACCAUUGGACAAGUGGUUGUAUCGGAAGUGUACUUCAUCCUCCUCCUCGGGGUCGCCGGUGCUCCUGACUUGGAGCCAAAGGUUGAGAAUUGCUCUUGAUGUUGCGAUUGGGCUUCAGUAUUUGCAUGAACAUACACAACCGAGCAUCGUCCAUGGAGAUAUCCGAACUGGCAAUAUACUCUUGGACUCGAGGUUUAAGGCCAAAAUAUCGAACUUCACUCUAGCAAGGCCUACUGUUGGCCCGCUGGCCCUCAAGGUGGAUGUCUAUGCGUUUGGGGUACUGCUGCUGGAGCUUCUCUCAGGAAAGAAGACCAUGGGGACGGAGGAGAACGGGCAGUUUUGGAUGCAAUGGAGGGAUACCGACAUGAUACUGGAAGCGGAAGAGGGCAAGGAGGAGAGGCUGAGGAAUUGGAUGGACCAGAACAUGGAAGGGCUUUACCCGAUUGAAGGGGUACUGAGCUUGGUUUCAUUGGCUAGGGCGUGCACAUCUGAGAAGGCCUUGUUGAGGCCAACCAUGACUGAGAUCGUGUUUAACCUAUCAGUUCUGAUUUAUUCGUCUAGUUCCGAGGUCUUGGAGAGGUCUUGGGCUUCUUCAGGUAUGGAAGCAGAGGAGGUGGUUCAGAUCAUUAAACCGAUCACUGCUCGCUGAGGUACCGAUCUGAUGAGAAGAAAACUUAAUAGCUUUAUGUACAGUUUUGCAGAAAUAUGUAGUUUUGUAAAACUUGAAAGUCCUCCCUCCUUAUGGACCCUUAGUUGAUCCUUGCUUA
This is a messenger RNA of Punica granatum (pomegranate), 1990 nucleotides long. The record is from RefSeq and is a predicted model, not a curated record. Lineage: Eukaryota; Viridiplantae; Streptophyta; Magnoliopsida; Myrtales; Lythraceae.